This is a messenger RNA of Haplochromis burtoni (Burton's mouthbrooder), 4876 nucleotides long. RefSeq names its product WD repeat domain, phosphoinositide interacting 1 (gene wipi1). Gene Ontology annotation, molecular function: phosphatidylinositol-3-phosphate binding; phosphatidylinositol-3,5-bisphosphate binding; protein binding. The transcript is spliced from 12 exons. Gene Ontology annotation, biological process: nucleophagy; protein lipidation; autophagy of mitochondrion. The coding region runs from base 445 to 1776 and encodes 443 amino acids. Lineage: Eukaryota; Metazoa; Chordata; Actinopteri; Cichliformes; Cichlidae. Gene Ontology annotation, cellular component: cytosol; extrinsic component of membrane; phagophore assembly site membrane. The record is from RefSeq and is a predicted model, not a curated record.
AGCUGUUUGCUAAAACCAUUCUUGGAUUUUAUCAACUUGACCAAUAGAAAAGCCAGAGAGGCGUGCAGACGUAUGGUUGGAAAGCCAAUCACGAUGUACCUCAGGGUGACGCAUCCUCCCAUCAGCUGUUUUUGUUUUCCUGUGUGGACACUGGAAGUUAAUAACACAAUAAUAACAACGGGAGUGUAGCCUCUCCGAAGUGAAACGGUCGUCAGUGAGCUGUUCCUGUUUAUCUUUGCUCCCGUUCCGGUUAGCCAUAGCAGCUCACGCUCCUGUUUACGAUGUGCACCAUCUGAGCCAGCCUGCCCGGACAUUCCUGUCCCCGAAGAGUGUGAGCGUGGCGCUUACAGUCGGGGAGCAGCAAAAGGGGAAGCGGGUUCCGGCGGGGAUCGACCCGGGCCCAAGGCCUCCGACCUCUAGAGGAGGGGGAAUUCAGCUGCUGGGAUGGAGUCACCGGACUUAUCCGACGACCCCGGAGUGCAUCGAGGUUUCAUCUGUGCCUCGUUUAACCAGGACACCACCUCUCUAUCAGUGGGCACUAAGACCGGCUACCGGCUCUUCUCAGUCACAGCUGUGGACAAACUGGACUGCAUCCAUGAAGGGGUGGAGUGUCCAGAUGUCUAUAUAGUGGAGCGACUGUUUUCCAGCAGCCUAGUGGUUGUGGUCAGUCUGUCCAUGCCACGACGAAUGAACGUCUAUCACUUUAAGAAAGGCACGGAAAUUUGUAACUACAGCUACUCCAACAACAUCCUCUCUGUCAGGCUCAACAGACAGCGGCUCGUGGUGUGCCUCGAAGAGUCGAUCUACAUCCACAAUAUCAAAGACAUGAAGCUCCUUAAGACGCUGCUCAACACACCCACCAACCCCUCAGGUCUCUGUGCACUCUCCAUCAACCAUGGCAACUCCUUCCUGGCGUAUCCUGGUAGCGCCACCAUGGGAGAGAUCACAGUCUAUGAUGCCAACAAUCUGAGCACUGUGACGCUGAUCCAGGCCCAUGAUAGUCCCCUGGCAGCUCUCACAUUCAACGCCUCCGGCACAAAGCUGGCUAGUGCUUCGGAGAAGGGUACUGUCAUCAGAGUCUUCAGCAUCCCUGAAGGACAGAAGCUGUUUGAAUUUCGCAGAGGCAUGAAAAGAUAUGUUAGUAUCAGUUCGCUGUCCUUCAGUGCAGAUGCACAGUUCCUGUGUGCCUCCAGCAACACUGAGACGGUCCAUAUCUUUAAACUGGAGCAGCACAGUCCAAGCCAAGAGGAAGAGUCCCCUACAUGGUCAGCAUAUGUGGGGAAAAUGUUCACAGCAGCCAGUACCUACUUACCCACUCAGGUAUCUGACAUGAUGAAUCAGGACAGAGCCUUUGCCACAGUGCGACUCAACAUGUUCGGUCUGAAGAACAUUUGUGCCCUCGCUACGAUUCAGAAGCUUCCUCGCCUGCUUGUGGCAUCUUCAGAUGGGUUUCUUUACAUCUAUAAUGUGGAUCCACAGGAUGGAGGCGAGUGUGUCCUUGUUCAAAAGCACAGGCUCUUUGAGUCCAAUGAAGAGCAGGUGGACCAGAAGGAAGAGGAGAACCCCGAGAAUGUCCCUCCACAACCACCUAGCCAAACAUAUGCUGCCACUGUGGCUCUCCCCACGACCGCACCCUCCUCCACCACUCUAAUGGGCUACUCCGAAGACGGUGGAGCCCAGAAGGGUGAAGUCAUCCCCGAGCACGAAUUUGCUGAGGGCCCCGUUUGUCUGGAUGAUGAGAAUGAGUUCCCUCCGGUUGGAAACCAGAAUAACUGACCAAAUUCCCCAGGGUACCCUCCCUGCCCCUGCCCCUGCACACAAACCAGACUUACCUGUUUCUAGUAGGAAGGUUGGACAAAAUAUUCCUAAUGUGUUGCGAUGCGACAUUGUGGCUUCCCAACCCUCUCACAAGUUACCCUGCACACCUAAAGUUAAAUCUUGGAAGGAUAUUACCUUCUUGUAUUUCUGUAUUUUGUGCACCCAUUGUUAUUUGUAAAGGAUAUAGAAAAAAACACUAAAACAGAGCAGAAGGUCCACUCAUCCUAAAGAAAAAAACAUCAACAGAACAUUUGUUCUUUAAGUCAAAGGCUGUCUGAACCAUCCUAAUGUUAACUCCCAUAUACUACCACUAACAACAGUGUUAAACAUGUUGAAAUAAUCACUGUGCACAGCUAGAAAUUCUGACUUUUUUACUACUGUUGAAUAUAUGUAUUGUCCAACGACAAAUCAUUACUAUGGUAGCAACCUAAAGAGCAGGUAAGUAGUAUGAGCUGACCGACAAUACUUAAGCUCAAUAAUAUCCAGGGGUUAAAAUAACAAAAGUGCUCCUAUGGCCUCAGUCACACUAGGAGAAAAUUGGCAAUUGGCAAGUUUUUUUUGGGACCAAAUACAAAUUGUUGACCAACUGGUCACUCAGAGGUUGAGUGUACAGUGCCCCCAACCUCUGAUUUGAUUGCAAGGCAUUUGCACAGGUCAUCUGGGGGGAAGCAACCUGCCUCCAAAUUAUUUCAGUUAUUUCAGAUUUCCAAAUAAUUGCCAGCUUAUUUAUAAAUGCAAAUAGAACGCCAAAAUGUUGCAGUAAGUUGCUGCAACCCGGAGUCAGUCUGCGUGGAUGAGUAUCUCGUCUGCACCAUCAUGUUUAUUUCUCCAAGUGAGGAUACAAUGAAUCGCGUCAGUGUCAGUUACAAAGAUUUGUGGUGGGCAUUUCACUGCAAGCUGCACUGAAUUUAAUGCUGCAAAGCAUGUCUUAUGUUCAGACUUUCAGAAGGCUGUAGGAGAACCACAUAUGAGUAUACAGCUUGUUAUCCUUUUUACAGUGAGUUACAGUGUUUAAUCACAUUUCAGCGUUGCCUUUUCUCAGCAGCGUGCACACAGAGCAAGAUUGAUUUUUCUUUCUUUCUCUUUCUUUCCCUCGACAGACACUAAUACAUACAUUACAUGUGUCUUUCAAAAUGGAGCUAUUAGUGGGACUGUGCUAGUGUAUUAUAGCAGUGUCUGAAUGUUAUAGUAUGUUAGGAUUAGUUAAAUUAAAAUUUUAUGCUUAACAGAUGCCUUAAUUCAAGGUUUUCUAACUGUGGGAUGUGAGACAGCAGCCCAGGUGUAUAACUCCAAUUCAGGUUCACAAAGUGUACAUAGAUUUCAGGUAUAUGAAGGAAGUGUUUGCAGUGAAGUAAAUCUCUGGAUAAAACCUGGGCUCCGCCUGAACCUCAGUUCUCAGGGCCACACAGUCCCCAGUUAUUCAUAACAAAAUAAGAGAUCACCAUUAUCCUUUUAAAGUCUGAGCAAUGAAAUUAAGACAGAAAAUUGAGUGUUUAUUGACCCUUCUAACGCUUUAAAAUUAAUUAAAUAUUAAUUUUGAUAUAUGAGUUUUAACUUGUAUCAUGCUUACCACAUCUGUGUUUUUCUUUGCAAUUUAUUUCUUAAAAAAUGUGUUUUGCAAUUUUUUCAGGGGGGAAAGAAAUCACACUGAUGAUGUAAGAUUCUCUAAAACUCAUGUAUCAAGUUUGACACACUAGAAGUUAAUGUGUUGUAGCAUAAACAUGUUGAUUCUCCUUCCGCCUUCUCUCACUUUUCUCAACUGUCCCACUGUUUUCAGAGCAGAACGUCCCUGAAACCUGAAUUCAAACUGUAUUGUGUUGUUAUUACAUUUCUGGUAUCCUCAUUUUUGAGCCACACAGUUACGUUGCUCUUGAUAUAAUGUUGGUCAUUAAUGGAAUGAAUUAGCUGCAGCUGUUUGUUUAUAAAUUUAUAACGUUUUCCCAGUCCACUGGUGCUGAGUCCACCCCUGGCUCUGGUAGGACUGACUGAGGACUGAGGUAGACGGCAACAGAUUUCAAUUAGGGUAUUAUUGCAUACAGCGCUUAAGUGCCAACUUAACCCUGUUUAAUCAAAAAUUUAUAGCAGACUGACUUCGUCUUAUUACCGUUUUAUCCCAGUUUUAUUGCCAAAUUGACGCACCAAAGUUGGUUUAAAGACAGCAGCUGAGCAUUGCUUCAAAAUGAUCUGUCUUUGAAGAGACCAUUUCAAAGGCAAUACCACUGCAAGUUAAUUGCAUACAGGCAUAAUUUUUUUUUCCACACAGCAGUCUCCGACCGCUGUUUUCCCUAGUGUGACUGGACCCUGGGAGGUAUGCUUAAAACUCCCCUAAGAUUUUACUUCUUAACAAGCCAAGUGCAAUGUUAAGUCUUAGGACAUUUAUCAGGGCCAUUCCUGUGUAUGGGGCUCCAGAACAUUUCAAUCAGUGGUCAUAAAAAUGUAUGAUACCUCAGGAGAGACAAGCAGUAGUUCACUCACAAAGAAAUUAUACAUAGAUAUUAUAUGAUACACUAUUUAAAUCACGAUACAUGCCAUAAGUAUCAUAUGACUUGCCGAUGCAGCUGUGAUACUAAUUAUGGUAGCAAUACACGAGACUGAAAAAUCCUGCAGAGUCACAAAUGUAACCUGAUGAAAUAUUUUGCUCUGUAGGUGCAGCAGUCGACAGCUAAAUGCAAAUCCUGGGACGAGCUGUACACGACAAAGCUACAGGUCCAUUGUUUUCAGUGCAAGCCUAAAAAACGUGUUAUUUACUUAAUAAUUCUGAAUAUGUUAACAUAUACGUCAAGUUAUUUUUACAUUAAUGCAUUAAGUAUCCUUUUUGUGUAAUGUGUUACACAUCAACACAUAGACCUAACAUUCGUAAAAUAUAUGUUAAUGGGUUUUUACAGUGUAUAAUGUGUAUAUAACAUUUCUUUAUAGUACUGUUGUAAUAAGUAACAUAGUAAUAUGACUUGCCAGAAGGUGGCGCUGUUAGGGCACCUGUGAGCUGCAUUGAGCUGUUCAAUACUGGACAUUUACACCAGAGACUCAUUAAAUCUCAGAAAUGAUUUGACCUCUGCAA